Messenger RNA from Bacillus rossius redtenbacheri, 2592 nucleotides. It is a transcript of the gene pix, whose product is annotated as protein Pixie. Gene Ontology annotation, biological process: translational initiation; translational termination; ribosomal subunit export from nucleus. The record is from RefSeq and is a predicted model, not a curated record. The coding region runs from base 315 to 2153 and encodes 612 amino acids. Gene Ontology annotation, molecular function: ATP binding; ATP hydrolysis activity; ribosomal small subunit binding. NCBI's taxonomy places the organism in Eukaryota, Metazoa, Arthropoda, Insecta, Phasmatodea, Bacillidae. The transcript has 10 exons.
AAAGCAUCUUUUUUAAAGCUUUUUGAAAACAGCAACUUUCAACUUUUCUGUGUUUUUCUGGUUUUAUUACCAUAUUUUAAAAUUAAAUCGUAUUAAGCGCCGGCAACAUGCAUCUUAUUUUUGUGUGUAGUAGGUCUUUACAAUUGGUUACUUUUAUCUGUGAAUAAAAAUUGUAUCCCUUCUUUUCAAAGGUUUGAUUCGUGUUGACAAGAGAGGUUAGAGUUGUGCAUGUUCUAUUGAUGUGAGUAGGUAAUGCUGGCGGUUGUGCGUGUGAGGAAAAACAUUCCAAAUCGAACACCUGAAACGCAUUUAAAAUGCCCAGAAGUAAAGCAACCGAAGAAACAGAUAAACUCACAAGAAUAGCCAUUGUAAAUGCAGACAAAUGCAAACCCAAGCGAUGUCGGCAGGAGUGCAAGAAGUCAUGUCCAGUUGUAAGAAUGGGCAAGCUGUGUAUCGAGGUUACACCUAAUGAUAAAAUAGCUACUAUAUCUGAAGAAUUAUGUAUUGGAUGUGGAAUCUGCGUUAAGAAAUGCCCAUUUGAGGCAAUCACGAUCAUCAACCUGCCCAGCAACUUGGAGAAAGACACGACGCACCGUUACUCGCAGAACUCGUUCAAGCUGCACCGGCUGCCCAUCCCGCGGCCGGGCGAGGUGCUGGGACUGGUGGGCACCAACGGCAUCGGCAAGUCCACCGCGCUCAAGAUCCUUGCCGGCAAGCAGAAGCCCAACUUGGGUCGCUAUACUGACCCGCCCGACUGGACGGAGAUCCUGAACCACUUCCGAGGCUCGGAGCUGCAGAACUACUUCACCAAGAUCCUGGAGGACAACCUGAAAGCGCUGAUCAAGCCGCAGUACGUGGACCAGAUCCCGAAGGCGGUGAAGGGCACAGUGCAGCAGUUGCUGGACAAGAAGGAUGAGCAAGGCAACCAGAAGGAGAUCUGCAAUCUGUUGGAUCUGAUGAACAUACGUGGGCGCACGAUCGACCAGUUGUCCGGAGGAGAGCUGCAACGCUUUGCGUGUGCCAUCGUCUGCAUCCAGAACGGGGACAUCUUCAUGUUCGACGAACCUUCCAGCUACUUGGAUGUUAAGCAGCGCCUCAACGCAGCCGUCACCAUCCGCUCCCUCAUCCACCCUGACAAGUUCAUCAUCGUAGUGGAGCACGACUUGUCUGUGUUGGACUACCUAUCGGACUUCAUCUGCUGUCUGUACGGGGUCCCCGGGGCUUACGGCGUCGUCACUAUGCCCUUCUCCGUCAGGGAAGGGAUCAACAUCUUCCUGGACGGGUUUGUGCCCACGGAGAACCUGCGGUUCCGCGACGAGUCGCUGGUGUUCAAGGUGGCUGAGAGCGCGACGGAGGAGGAGGUGAAGCGCAUGAACCACUACGUGUACCCCAGCAUGAGCAAGACGAUGGGCAGCUUCCACCUGCAGGUGAACCAGGGCCAGUUCUCCGACUCGGAGAUCUUGGUGCUGCUGGGCGAGAACGGCACCGGCAAGACCACCUUCAUCCGCAUGCUGGCGGGCAAGCUGGAGGCCGACACGGGCUCCGGCAACAUCCCUCAGCUGAACAUCAGCUACAAGCCACAGAAGAUAAGCCCCAAGUCGCAGGGCAUCGUCAGGCAGCUGCUGCAUGAGAAGAUUCGCGAUGCGUACGUGCACCCUCAGUUCAUGACGGACGUGAUGAAGCCUCUGCGAAUGGACGACAUAAUGGACCAAGAGGUGCAGAACCUCUCCGGGGGUGAGUUGCAGCGCGUGGCCCUCGCUCUCUGUCUUGGCAAGCCGGCUGACGUCUACCUCAUUGAUGAACCCUCUGCGUACCUCGACUCGGAGCAGCGGUUGAUCGCAGCCAAGGUCAUUAAGAGGUUCAUCCUGCACGCAAAGAAGACCGGCUUUGUGGUGGAGCAUGACUUCAUAAUGGCGACGUACCUAGCGGAUCGAGUGAUCGUGUUUGAGGGGCAGCCGUCCAUCCACACAACUGCCCACACACCGCAGAACCUUUUGGCCGGCAUGAAUCGCUUCCUGGAACUGUUGGGCAUCACUUUCCGACGUGACCCAAACAACUUCCGCCCUCGCAUCAAUAAGAACAACUCUGUCAAGGUAGCUAUGCAGCAUGAAUCAGCGAUGCUUGUCGCACCUGAAACCCUUCUAUUGAGUUAAGAACAUUGUACAUUGUGUAACAGUAGAUCAGUUAAAAAAGCCAAUUUGCAGGAAAAUGCAAACUAAUUUUCUUGGAUUUGGUGGUAAAAUUUAAAAUCUGAAAGAUUGCAAAGAUUUUUUAUGAGCAAAAUGUGAUAACAGCCAAAUGUGCACUAUAACGAACAUUAGAAGUAUCUGCUUUGGUUAGCACUUUUUCAGGUAACACCAGGGACCGGAAAGUUACUUUUAAAAAGUAACUCAGUUACAGUUACAAAUACUCCAUUGGAAAUGUAACCCUGUUACAACUACAAGUUACACUACUGAAAAUAAACCAGUUACAGUUACAGUUCUGAGAAAAGUAACUUUAAGUUACUUUAACAGUUACUUUGUGAAAAACUAAAAAUAUGAUACGUAAUAUUGUUAUAAUUAAAAGCUAAUAAAACAUAUUGUGCUUAGUAAA